This is a messenger RNA of Naegleria lovaniensis, 3204 nucleotides long. RefSeq lists its product as uncharacterized. Lineage: Eukaryota; Heterolobosea; Eutetramitea; Acrasida; Naegleriidae. The record is from RefSeq and is a predicted model, not a curated record. The transcript is spliced from 6 exons. Gene Ontology annotation, cellular component: nucleus. Gene Ontology annotation, biological process: mismatch repair. Gene Ontology annotation, molecular function: ATP binding; ATP-dependent DNA damage sensor activity; mismatched DNA binding. Bases 1 to 3204 code for a protein of 1067 amino acids.
AUGAUUAAACGGUUCUGCGAAGCUCAUCUUGCCAAGAUCAAUCUUUCAAAAGGUUGUAAUGUUCGGAAAAACAAUUUAAGAGAGUUCGGAAUUGAUUAUUUAGUAACCAAUGGAUGCUCGGAUCAUCACAGCUCCAUCACCAUGAACACAUUUCACAUUUCCGAUAUGAACAAGAAAAAUAGAUUAUCCGUAGAGAAAUCAACACAAUUUCGAAACUAUUCUACAUGUUACAUUCAUUGCUAUGGUGUUACUAAAACCAAGACCAUUACACCAAAGAAGAAUAUUGAAUCUGCUGCUGCUACUAAUUCUUCACCAACAACCACUCAAGAUGCCAAAUCGAGCAAUGUUGAUUCCACCAAGAAAUUGAACAUAGAAUCCCAUAACACAAUGGGCAAUAGAAGUAAUAUUCGAGAAAAGACUUUGCAAAACGAAUCAGAACAUGCAAUUUUGGAGAGAAAACAUUUAACUAAUGAUCAACAAGUAUCAAAUGAUCACGCGUCGUCUUCAAACAAGAAUCAAGACAUUUCAUCAUCACAACAACAGAAUAUUCAUUUUGAUGAAUCUAUCGAUGAUAUUUAUUCUGGAAAUUAUGAAGAGGAUAUAACAACAGAGGAUGACAAAAAAAUUACUUAUUCAGAGCAAGCAUCCCCCAAGAAAGAAAAACUCACACCCAUGAUGGCUCAAUAUUUCAAAAUUAAGGAAAAACAUUCUGAUUAUUUACUGUUGUUUAGAAUGGGCGACUUUUAUGAAAUGUUCUUUGAUGAUGCUGUACGAGCGUCACAAGUACUUCACAUUACAUUAACAAAACGAGGAAAGCAUUUGGGAGAAGAUAUUCCUAUGGCCGGAAUUCCACAUCAUGCACUUGAUGCAUAUCUACAAAAACUCAUCAAGAAUGGAGUUGUUGUUGCAAUUUGUGACCAAGUGGAGGAUCCUGCUGAGGCAAAGAAAAAUAAGAAAAUUGUUGAGAGACAAAUUACUAGGUUAGUCACACCCGGAACUCUGGUGGAAGAUCGAUUUCUGGAGGCCAGCGAAAACAACUAUCUCGCUGCCAUUGGUUUACCAGAAAAGUUCUCUCUCAACGAUGAAGGUCACAAGGAACAACAGGUCACUUUAGCAUGGGUUGAACUCUCAACAGGAGAAUUCAAUUAUGUAAAUUGUGCAUUUGGGAAUUUGCAAUCGGAAUUGCUGAGAUUGAGUCCAAGUGAAAUCAUCGUGCCAAAACAAUUCGAAGCAAUCCUUAAGAAUAGAAUUCAAGACUACCAUGUGUCAUUAAGGAAACAAAGUUCUUUUCAUCAUUGCUCUGAAAUGAUUCAAAAACAUUUCAAAUUGGACAAUCUCUCGAACUAUAGUGGGCUUGACAUUUUGACAUGUGGAUUGAUUUUAGAUUAUGUGAAAGAAACACAGAAAGGUCAAAUGCCAACUCUAAACAUUCCUGGAAAAUUUAAAAUGGAACUUAAUUUAUCGAUUGAUUUGGCCACUCGUAAAAGCUUGGAACUCACACGAACCUUAUCUGGCUCAAGAAAGGGAAGCUUGCUUUCAAUUCUUGACAAGUGUGUAACAGCCUCUGGAGCCAGAUUGCUCUCCUAUCGAUUGGCCUCUCCACUCGCUGUUCCAUCAGAAAUUGAGGAUCGAUUAGAUUGUGUCGAGUACAUGAUUGAUGAUCUUCACUUGAUUCAUCAAAUUAGAGACUUUUUGAAAAAUUGUUAUGACAUGGAGAGAUCCAUUCAACGACUCAGUCUCAGCAGAGGCAGUCCAAAGGAUUUGUAUUCAGUAGCUGCCACCAUUUUGCAAUGUAAGAACUUGAAAGAGUUGUUGCAGAGUAAUCAGACAAAGCGUGCACUGCAACCUCCAAAGCUUCUUCAACAGAUCAUUGAGGAAUUGAAUACAUUGGAACAACUCGGCAUUAUGGAAGAGGUUCUUUCAGCCCUUAAAGAAUACGACGAUCUUCCCAACUCGGUCAAUGACGGAGGCUUCAUUAAGCUUGGUUAUUCGAAAGAGUUGGACGAGUGGAUUCAUCUGAGUCAGCACAGUGAAUCUCUUAUACAGGAUCUUCAAAAGCAAUACAGAGAUUUGACUGGUAUAUCAAGCUUGAAAAUUAAGAACAACAAUAUCAUGGGUUACUUUAUUGAAUGUUCUUCGUCCUAUAAGGAAAAGCUGCUACAAUUCAAAGAAUUCACUCACAAACAAACCAUGACCACUGCAGUUCGUUUCAAAACAUCACGCCUCGAGGAGUUGCAAGAGAAAUUAGGAAAGGCCCAACAAGAAGCCAUUGAUAUGGAACUCAAAAUUUUCUUUCAGCUCCAAAAGAAAGUUCUAUCUCUUGCCAAGUCGCUUCUACUCUCUGGACAAGCAAUAUCAUCUGUUGAUGUGUAUUCUUCCUUGGCCUUACUUGCCCGAGAACGAAAUUACAAGAGACCUCGAGUGUUGCCAUUUUCUGAUCUGAAUGAUGACACGACCACAAAUAAUGCUCAUCCACAGUUGCAACUCAACUACUCAACAAUGCCCAUGUUUCAUAUUGAGAAAGGUCGUCAUCCCAUUGUGGAAUAUGCCCAACAAACAAGCACUGCCAAGAAUCCAUCCAACCAGAAUGCACUUGGAAUUACCUUUGUUUCCAACGAUUGUUUCAUGUAUAACAAUGAAAAUCGACUCAUGUUGUUAACAGGAGCAAACAUGGCUGGAAAGAGUACCUACCUUCGUCAAAAUGCCCUUAUUAUCAUUUUGGCUCAAAUGGGCUCCUUUGUGCCAGCUGAAAAAGCUGAAUUUAUGGUUGUUGAUAAGAUAUUCAGUCGUGUGGGUGCUUCUGACAAUUUGGCCAAUGAUCAAAGCACCUUCAUGGUAGAAAUGGUUGAAACUGCCAACAUUCUCAAUCAAGCUACGAAUAAGAGUUUUGUCAUUAUGGAUGAAUUGGGUCGUGGAACAUCUGUACUCGAAGGCCUAAGUAUUGCCACCGCAGUGAUUCAACAUCUCCAUAACAAGAUUCAAUGUCGAACUCUUUUUGCCACUCAUUUUCAUGAAUUAAUUGAGAAGGCAAAAGAAUUGAAAAGUAUGAAACCUUACAAGUUGGAGGUAAAAGUGAAUUCAAGAAAUGAAAUUGAGUUCACCUACCGAAUCGUUCCCGAUAAGAUUGUGGAUGGCAAAGCGCUGCCUCAACACAUUCUUCGUAUGCCAUUCAAGUUGCAAAAUUGGCUGGAGUGCCUCAAGUAG